CUGACCCGCUGCCCCGUCUUUGGCUGAGCUUGAGCCGCAUUUGCCGGUGGAGGUAAUUGGUUUCCUAUCCAGUUGGGUGCCAAAAGCUCCGGGGCUGCCCAUGCAAGGCGACAUGGCUGCGUCCUCUCACCGGAUAAUGCUGGGCCCGCUGGUUGCUGCUAUCGACCAGGGCACGAGCUCCACACGGUUUUUGGUGUUCAAUUCAAAAACAGCAGAGCUCCUCAGCCACCACCAGGUUGAAAUCAAACAGAGCUUCCCCAAAGAAGGAUGGGUGGAGGAAGACCCCAAAGAAAUUCUGCAGUCGGUGUACGAAUGCAUGGAGCGCACGUGUGAAAAGCUCACCCAGCUCAACAUCGACAUCUCAAACAUUAAAGCGAUUGGAGUGACAAACCAAAGAGAAACCACGCUUGUCUGGGACAAAGAAACUGGGGAGCCUCUUUACAAUGCAAUCGUUUGGCUGGACCUGCGAACUCAAUCAACAGUCGAACGUCUCAUCAACAAAACUCCAGGACGGAAUAAGAACCACUUGAAGCAUAAAACAGGCCUCCCAAUCAGUACAUACUUCAGCGCAGUCAAACUCCGCUGGCUGAUGGACAAUGUCGACCAGGUCAGAGAAGCCGUCUUCUCUCAUCGUGCCAUGUUCGGUACCGUCGACUCUUGGCUUAUAUGGUGUUUGACUGGGGGCAAGUCAGGCGGAGUCCACUGCACAGACGUGACCAACGCCAGCAGGACGAUGUUGUUUAACAUUCACAGCAUGGAUUGGGACCCUGAUCUGUGCAAGUAUUUCGGUAUUCCCAUGGACAUCUUACCCAGAGUGAGGAGUUCUUCCGAGAUCUACGGCCUCAUGAAAAUAAGUUCUAGUCUGAAAUCUGGAGCUCUUUCUGGCAUCCCUAUUUCAGGGUGUCUCGGGGAUCAGUCAGCUGCACUUGUCGGGCAAAUGUGUUUCCAGGACGGACAAGCGAAAAACACGUAUGGAACUGGCUGUUUUCUGCUGCGAAACACUGGAGCCAAGCCUGUUAUGUCCGAUCAUGGCCUUUUGACUACUGUAGCGUACAAACUCGGCCGGGACAAACCUGCUUGCUACGCACUAGAGGGCUCGGUGGCCAUUGCUGGUGCUGUGGUUCGCUGGCUGCAAGACAAUCUCGGGAUCAUUGGGUCCUCUGAGGAGCUUGAGAAGUUGGCAGCUUCAGUCGGCACAUCCUACGGAUGUUAUUUCGUUCCUGCAUUUUCGGGUCUUUACGCACCUUACUGGGAGCCUAGUGCAAGAGGGAUCAUUUGUGGGUUGACUCAGUUUACCAACAAGAGUCACCUCGCUUUUGCUGCACUGGAGGCUGUUUGCUUUCAGACACGAGAGAUACUAGAUGCCAUGAACCAGGACAGCGGCAUCCCUUUGACUCAGCUCCAGGUGGACGGAGGAAUGACAUCCAACAGGUUGUUGAUGCAACUACAGGCCGACAUUCUUUGCAUCCCUGUUGUGAAGCCAUCCAUGCCUGAGACAACCGCCCUGGGUGCAGCGAUGGCAGCUGGAGCAGCAGAGGGGGUGAGCGUGUGGAGUCUGAGCCCAGAGGACCUGAGUGAGGUCACCUCUGAGAAGUUUGAGCCUCAGAUCAACCCUGAAGAGAGUGAGUUUCGGUAUGCUCGAUGGAAAAAGGCAGUGCAGAAAUCGAUGAACUGGGAGACGACAGAGCCGGUUGGUAAUGGAAAUGGUGAAACGAGUAUCUUCAGUAGUGCUCCACUCGGCUUCUACAUCUUUGGCAGCAUGUUGAUGUUAGUCGGUGCUAAAUACCUUGCAGGCUAUAACUGAAUUCUGACUUCUAAAGGCACUAAAGUGGAAAGUGAAAAACAAACGCGCUCCAAUGAUGGACCACCACCUGUACUGUCGGUUGCGCUCGUUUCCAAAACUAAAGGCAUUCCAGGAGGAAAAAAGGAUCCUGCUGAAUCUUCCUGCUGACUGGAAAAACAAGUUACAACUCACCAAUGGGACUUCUUUUUUAUUUUUUUAUUUGAAUGCAUCUUUUUCAGCAAGAGGCAUGUACACAACGGUACCUUUUCUUUUUAGCAGAGAUGUGCUUGAAGUGUUUUUUUUUACUGUUAAUUUCUGAGCUAAUUUAUAUAAAUGCUCCAGCAGUGCUUGUUCAGAUUGUCCCUUCACUGUCGUCAUGUGUAGUUUGCUGUCUGUUUGGCAUAUCUAGUAGUUCAGCACGUCACUGUUCACCUUGUGAUGUUUUAGUGUCCUUGACCCUCCACUAUGAGCUACAAAGCAACUUUUAGCGCACUUUAUACUUUUGUUUUGUCUUGUGGGAUCCCUGUACUAAUAGAGUCUAAUAUAUUUUUUCUAACUAUUGGGAUUAGGGCACUGAAGUUUGGGUUAGUGAAUGAAAACAAGGGAAUGAUAGGAUGUAAGUAAAUGAAAUGAUGAGACGCUCUUGUACAUAUUUUUGUAAAAUAUAAGUUGUGUCGGGCAAUGAUGAAUUGGUGACAAUGUCUGGAUUUUGUUUAUGUUCACACUGAAGAUAUGAAGAAAGGAAUAACGAGGCACACGAAUAUGCGUAUUUCUGGGAAUUUGGCACAUAAACAAUUCUCUAAAAGCUAGAAACAACAAACAAUAUCAGGCCCACUGAAGCAGCUGUUUAAACAUGUAUUUUGUAGACCACAAUUCUGGUCAAAAAAAUGUAUUACAGCAAAACUUGCAAUAUCAAUUCUCUGACCACAUGUUGAUGCUAAUUAGAAGUGGAUUUAACUUCCAUAGUAUGCAGUACAAUGAUCAAAUAAUGCACAAAUCUCUGUCAAAUAAAUCAAAUGCAUACAACUUAUGAGAAGGCUUUAUUGCACUAAAAUGUUAAGAGUUUGGUAUGUUUCUCUGAUUCAAUAAUUUAUAUUCCUAUUUAUUUCAACAAGAGCUUCAGAAAACAGCUCAAAUCAAUCCAGCCAUUUCUUUCGGUGUCCAUUUUUAAGAGUGAACCUUGAGGAAGUAAAACCUGGUCAAACUUUGUAAGUAUUCUCAUUUUUGCUUGGAAUAUGUUGUAUUUGUCUUCUGUGUCAAUCUGGAAGAUUUCCAUUUGGCUGAAGGCAGAACAGAUCAUUUGUUUUAAGAAAUGGUGAGUAUAGUCCAAUAAAAGUAUGAAAUA
This is a messenger RNA of Cheilinus undulatus (humphead wrasse), 3128 nucleotides long. RefSeq names its product glycerol kinase (gene gk). Gene Ontology annotation, molecular function: glycerol kinase activity. Gene Ontology annotation, biological process: glycerol metabolic process; glycerol-3-phosphate biosynthetic process; triglyceride metabolic process. The record is from RefSeq and is a predicted model, not a curated record. The transcript is spliced from 21 exons. NCBI's taxonomy places the organism in Eukaryota, Metazoa, Chordata, Actinopteri, Labriformes, Labridae. Gene Ontology annotation, cellular component: mitochondrion. The coding region runs from base 101 to 1804 and encodes 567 amino acids.